This is a messenger RNA of Diaporthe batatas, 1630 nucleotides long. RefSeq lists its product as uncharacterized. The coding region runs from base 330 to 1304 and encodes 324 amino acids. The record is from RefSeq and is a predicted model, not a curated record. The transcript has 6 exons. NCBI's taxonomy places the organism in Eukaryota, Fungi, Ascomycota, Sordariomycetes, Diaporthales, Diaporthaceae.
CGUCUCUCGUCCGGGGAAACGGGCCAGCCAUGUCGAGCAUUAGCCUCAUUAAUUCUGAUUACUCUCGAUGCAGCAAUAGCACGAGAGCCAUGCACGUCGUCGGUUUUUCCACCUUCCUUGAUCACGCCUGACAUUCCUUCGCUCUCAGGCGUUCCACCAGGAGGAGGAAGUCAGCACGAACAACGGGUCACAGGUCACCUGGGCAAACUCUGGUUUCUAUAAGUACGGCUCGACGCGACCUCCCCACCCCUCGCCUGAUGAGUACAGGCUCUCAUCGAGUUGGAAACCACCGCGCUUCAAUUAUCCAGCUAUAAUCGUCGACCAUCAUCAUGAUCCGAACAACCCGUCUCUCCAACCUCUUGGCGUUGGUGCCCCUCGCCGCUGGGGCCAUCAUCGACAGCAGACAGGACAAUGCCACCACGAUUCCUUCCAGAGUUGAGAGCGGCAUCCAGACGGAGUGCAAGACUUGCCCGUAUUCGCUCUGCACGAACCAGCUAGCGCUCGAGUACGCAACAGAAAUGACGUUGACCUGUUGGACUUACGGCGACAAUAUCGUCGAUUCCAACAUCUGGCUGAGGACAACGGACGGCUGCUACGUCACUCAGUGGGAUAUCAUCGAGUACGCGGGAGACUAUACAAACACGCCGGGCUUCCCUUACUGCGGUGACAUACCCCAGACAUAUACCACCGGCCCAAGCGCGACGAUCUACUACACAGAAUGCAACAUCAUCCCUGAGACCGUCGAGCGACAGGACCGUAUCAAGAUGUACAAGACCGAGGUCGACCUCACCCUGACCUGCUACACGGACCAGGGUGAAUCCAUACUGGGCAACACGAGAUGGUUCAAGACCCUGUCCAACUGCUACGUGCCAGAAGCCCAGAUCGAGUUCGUCGACCCGGGGCUCGACGACUGCGGGCCGAUCCCCUUCAUGGAGACCAAGAUGCGCGAGCCGGACGCGGAGCCCGUCCCCGAGGUGGCCUCGUUCCCCGCACCCGCGGGCACCGUGCAGUCUCGCGCGGAGGAGAAGCGGUGGCUGUACCUGACGCAGAUCGGCGGGGACUCGGCCGACUGCACGUCGGAGGCGAGCAGCACCUCGGCCGUCCAGCAGGUCCUGCCGUUUGGCAACUACAUUAUCGUUCAGUGUGCUACUUUCGGUGCCGCCCCUGAGACCGAGCAGAUCUUCCUGCUCACGGAUGACUUCUGCUGGGUCAACGACACCCUGACGGAUCCUCAGUUGACUGAUAGUGUGCUCCGAUCUCAACGUUAUCCGAACUGCAUCGACUUUGUCGACACUGAGGUCUAAGUCGAGGGCGAGGUAGCGUAAGUAAGGUAGCACUUGGUCUUAACUUGCAUCUAGGCGGACUCCAGCAGAUUGUAGCCCAAAACUAAUCCAAAUUUCAUGAUUCACAACUUUUAAAACUGUUUCACCAGGGACAAUCAUGUCUGAUCUCCCGUGUGCAGUCCUGCCAGCCGCGAGGUCCGCUGCUAUUCGUAAAGUCGUCCGUCAAACUGUGUCUACUAUCAUUAUUUAUGCAGUGAGAUUCUCUUUAUGCUUUAAAUUAGAGUGACCUGCAGCAUGUGAUUUAAAGAUCGUAAAACUUAGGAGGUUGUCGAAUAGAUGUGAUAGGA